Messenger RNA from Geodia barretti, 648 nucleotides. NCBI's taxonomy places the organism in Eukaryota, Metazoa, Porifera, Demospongiae, Tetractinellida, Geodiidae. The record is from the annotation of a GenBank genome assembly.
AUGACAACGGGGGACCUGAACCGUAUCGCUGACAAAAACAUACGGCGACACGGGGCGGUUCCCACUUUCAUCGGUUACCAGGGAUUUCCGGCCGCUAUUUGCGCCUCGGUAAACGAAGAGAUCGUACAUGGAAUCCCAGGUAAACGCGUUCUGAAGGAAGGCGACAUCAUCAAAAUGGACGUUGGCGCCACCAUCGACGGUUUCAUCGGAGACGCCGCGAUAUCCGUGGCGGUGGGUGAAGCCAGCAUCGUCGCCCAACAGCUGAUGGCAGCGACUGAAGCCAGCCUCUACGCCGGUAUAGCAGCGGCACAGCCUGGAAACAGGAUAGGAGACAUCGGCGCCGCCGUGCAAGGAUUCGCAGAGCCCAGGGGAUACGGCGUAGUUCGCAGGUUUGUCGGCCACGGUGUCGGACGCUUUUUGCACGAGGACCCCCAGGUUCCCAAUUAUGGCGAAGCUGGCAAAGGCCAACUGCUGCGGCCCGGCAUGUGUAUCUGCAUCGAACCCAUGCUCAACCUGGGCACGCCCGAAGCCAUCAUUCUGGAAGACGACUGGACAGUUGUAACAGCAGACGGCGAACUGUCCGCCCACUUUGAACAUACAUUGGCAAUAACCGAAAACGGGCCCAAAAUCUUAACCGUUCACGACUAA